This is a messenger RNA of Brachypodium distachyon (stiff brome), 1876 nucleotides long. RefSeq names its product metalloendoproteinase 4-MMP. The record is from RefSeq and is a predicted model, not a curated record. The transcript has a single exon. Gene Ontology annotation, cellular component: extracellular matrix. Gene Ontology annotation, biological process: extracellular matrix organization; proteolysis; collagen catabolic process. Bases 484 to 1533 code for a protein of 349 amino acids. Lineage: Eukaryota; Viridiplantae; Streptophyta; Magnoliopsida; Poales; Poaceae. Gene Ontology annotation, molecular function: zinc ion binding; metalloendopeptidase activity.
UGUGUUGGAAAACUAAAGUCAAGAAUGAAAGGAACAUAAAGUGGGGGCAGUGCGCUUAUUCUUGGGUCGACCAAGAAAACAAUCCCCAGGAAAUCAGGUUUGUUCCCAUUAAUUGCCCACCAAAACAGACCGUCCGUCAGCUUCAGUUUGACUAGCUAAAGAUUGGAGCAGAGCAGAGAGAUAGGAAGGAUACUUGUGUAGUGUCUUGGGACAUGGUGGCGAUCGUGGGCGUGUGUGUAAAGCUGAAUGAAAGCUCUCCUCCGUUCCGUCCCGUCCGUUUGAUUGAGGAAGACACGUUGAGACGCACAUCAUCGAUGAGGUUGGAAAGAGAGAGGAGCAAAAGUUUUCAAAGACAGAGAAACAUAUAGGAGUAGAUGAGUUGAGCUGUGCCUGCCUGGCCCCAUCCAUUAGCCCGAACAAACAAAUACUGCACCUCUGCUGAGAAUUCUCUUAUUCUUGAUAUGCUAUGCGCGGCCGGCGUCCAUGUCCCCCUCUUUACUCUUUUUCUUCCUGCACCUGUUGUUCCUGCUUUGUCUUGUACCAUGCUGCAGCAGCUGCGCCCAACACAUGCUCCUCCCCAACUCCUCCCUCCCAGAACUACUCGCCGGCGACAAGGUCACGGACGGGCUGAGGCGAUACCUGGCGCGCUUCGGCUACAUCAACAUGUCACUGCCAGCUGACCAGCAGGACCAAGACGCUGGGCUGCUUCGGCUGUACCAAUCAACCAUGGGCAUCCCGCCCACCGGCCGCCUCGACAACCGCACCGCCGGCCUACUCUCCACCCCACGCUGCGGCGUCCCCGACCUCCCCAACGUCGCCUCCCGCUACGCCUACUUCGACGGCCAGCCCCGUUGGGCGCCACGCGGCCGCCGCUUCACCCUCACCUACGCCAUCAUCCCCCCGCCGGCUACACCUGAUGAUCGCCUCCCGCACCCGUCUGCGGUGCGCGCGGCGUUCCGGCGUGCGUUCGCGCGGUGGGCGCGGGUGAUCCCGGUGCGCUUCGUGGAGCUGGCCACCACCGCAGGCAGCGAGUUCAGCUACAACACGGCGGACGUGAAGGUGGGCUUCUUCUCCGGCGACCACGGCGACGGGGAGCCCUUCGACGGGCCUCUCGGCGUGCUGGCACACGCCUUCUCCCCUCCCAGCGGUCAGCUCCACCUCGACGCCGCCGAGCGAUGGACCGUCCACCUCGAUGACCAAGAGGACUCAUCGGCGGUGGACCUGGAGUCGGUGGCCACGCACGAGAUCGGCCACGUGCUGGGGCUGGCGCACUCGUCGGCCCCCGACGCCGUCAUGUACCCGAGCCUCAAGCCGGGCACCCGGAAGGUGGAACUCACGGCGGAUGAUGUCAGAGGGGUGCAGGCGCUCUACGGCUCCAACCCGCGCUUCAGCCUCAGCUCCCUCUCCGAGCCUGACACCUCCUCCUCAGAGGCCUCUGCCUCGCCGGCCAACCUACUCUUGCUCCUCACCAUGAUACAUGCCAUGCUAGCUAGCUGCUUGGUUGAUUCCCUCUCUCUCAAUCUGCUAGAUUAAUUGUGAAGCUUAAUUAAGCUAGCUAGGUUUAUAAAAGUAUAUGCUACGUACUACACACUAUAGGUAUACACGUACGCACGCUUUAUCUAUCAAGCGUAACGUCGUCAUACUGAACCGGGCUUCAAUUACUUAUCUAAUUAUUCGCUUCAGAGAAACUCGGGCAGGCAGGCAUGGUCACGUACGUUUUUCUAUCAACGAGUUAGAGCCAUCGACUAGUUUGCUUUUUGUUUAAGGAAGAGUACCAAUUGAUUAAGCUACUAUAGCAGUCAAGCGUUUUCUUUCUUUCUAUACUUUGUUUUUGAAGCAAACACAGUGGAAAGGACAAUUAAAGGUCUUAUCGUCA